This is a messenger RNA of Sphaeroforma arctica JP610, 1931 nucleotides long. RefSeq lists its product as hypothetical. The transcript is spliced from 8 exons. The record is from RefSeq and is a predicted model, not a curated record. Bases 126 to 1025 code for a protein of 299 amino acids. Gene Ontology annotation, molecular function: metal ion binding. Lineage: Eukaryota; Ichthyosporea; Ichthyophonida.
GUCAUAAUAUAAAUAGAUAGAGGACUAUUAAUAGGUGUAUAUGAUACUACAUAUUUUAUACAUAUAUGUAUAUAGCAUAAUUUGUUUACAAGUAGACAGUUGGUGUGGUGACAACUGGUGCCAACAUGGAUGUCAAGGUGAUUGUUCAGCAACUGCAUAAUCUAGCAGCAGAUCCGAAAAACCGAGUCACAAUUGUCAAGGACCAAGGAUGUCUGCCCGGUUUGUCACUGUUUCUGGCGAACAAAGAUUCAGCGAUAGUCACCCUCGCCUUGAAAACGCUGCAACUAUUAGCUGAAGAACCGAAGAAUCAGCUCAUUAUGUACAAAGACCCCGGAGUGGUGCAGGGUAUACAGAAGGUGCUCAAGAACCCUAACUGCACACCUGAGGAGAGGAAAGUGGCCUUGGCAACAUUCAAAUUAAUACAACCGAAAGGGGAAACGCAGAUCAAAGGAAACCAGGCGACAGAGCCCAUCCGACCCACACCAUCAGAUCCAACACAAAAGGCUAAUACGAAUGGAGAGUCAUCUUCUGCUGCCGCCGCACCAACUCGAACAGGCGCAGGACGGGGUGCGCACUCAUUCUUUAAAGUUUCGAGUAAACGCGCAAAGACAGUUACUUUUCAAGUCCGAGGCACCAGCGAUCCCAAGCAAAAGCAGUCAGUCGAGGAUGCUCUCGUAAAGGUCAGGGGGCUGGUUAGUUUCACUUUUAAUUUAGAACAAGAAUACUUUGUUGUGCGAGUAGCCGAAACCUUAGAAACGCGGAAGUUGGUGGAUGCCAUUUUAAGCACAGACCUAACGCCAAGGUUGGUGGUCAAGAACGAGAAUGGCGAGGAGGAGAUUAAGGACUUUGAAGCGAGCAAGGCAGAAGACGACGAUGGCUACCUUGAUGAAGAUCACGUAGAAACUACGCAUGAGAAAGAAUUCUCUAGCAAAACACUCGCGCGCCUGGAAGAGCGAAAGAACAACAAGCAGGGCGGUUGGUUCGGAGGAGUCGGCAACUACAUAGCAAAGAGUCUCUACUGGUAGAAAUAUCGCAGCGUAUCCGAGAUCUUUCGUUGUCUGCUGCACACAUACCCACAUACCACUAUUAGAGCGCACGUGCACGUUUAGAAGGGCCAGUUUUCGAACCAUCAUUUCCGUAUUUUUCUUCGGUAGAUUGUUUCGAGUUCUGAAAUGUGGCUGGUGGUAAGGGUAUCAACUAGUCCGGCGGAAAGCACGUACCUGGGAAUCCCGACUCCGUGAAUCAAGGUGUUUGCGAAACGCUAGCCCCGUAUCACGUGAUCUGCUGUCAACUUGGAUUCGCGUUCUGGUUUGAGAAGUAGGGCUGGGCAAGUUGAAAUGUAUGAUCGUAGUUUGUGACGUGCACGUUUACGCCAAUAUUUAGAUAGUACGUACUGAUAGUUUAUCCAGGCUGGUAUUGGAGCAUCUGUGAACUUUGUUGUAGGGAGUUAUUAUUUGUUUCAAUCCCUAGGAAAUCGGGCCCACAUUUGCAAGGGUCUCCAAGUGUGAAUUUUCGCCUCACUGACAUUGGGACACUUGGUUAGAAUACAUGCGCGCAUCUAUAUUCUAGCCAGGUCUACUGUGUAUGCUCGCCUUGCGGAGUGCUUCACGCUUCUCGCAGCGGCAUUGGAUUCCGCGUCUAUGCAUCACGGGUGGAUCUCAUACGCGCAUCCACACGUUUAGAUUCCGUCCCACCGAAUAGUGUGCAUUUGCUUUGGAAGGACACGCGCAGGAGGCAAUUAUAAUCACUGUAUAUACUAGCACAUACUGCGAGUCAUCAGAUAUAGAGUUAGAGGUCUGUAGUCGUGGGUAACGAAGACAGCCUUAAUGAUCUUGUUAACAAGAAAUCAUGGCAAUACGUAAACUAGAGGCGGCGAAUCUGAGUGGUUGCAUCCCAGGUCCUUGUUAAUAAAAUAUAAACUAGUAUCAAAC